Messenger RNA from Plodia interpunctella (Indianmeal moth), 935 nucleotides. RefSeq lists its product as uncharacterized. Gene Ontology annotation, biological process: maturation of SSU-rRNA from tricistronic rRNA transcript (SSU-rRNA, 5.8S rRNA, LSU-rRNA). The transcript is spliced from 4 exons. The coding region runs from base 118 to 849 and encodes 243 amino acids. Gene Ontology annotation, cellular component: 90S preribosome; nucleolus. The record is from RefSeq and is a predicted model, not a curated record. Lineage: Eukaryota; Metazoa; Arthropoda; Insecta; Lepidoptera; Pyralidae.
AGAAAGGAACGUGCUUCAUAAUCAUAACCUUAAAAAACUUUACCAUAUCUUUUCUCUAUCUGUUUCUACGAAAAUUUUCAUUUUUGAAAAUCGAGUUUUUUUAGCGGUGACGAUAAAAUGAGUAGUAGUGACAGUGAUCAGGAUAUUAUUAGUGAAGAACGGGAAGACCAUAAUGACGGAGAACGAACUGCUAUCAGGGAAGAACUUUCCUCUUUAUCCUUCGAAGAACUUCAAAAGUUAAAAGAGCGUAUUGGUGCCAAAGUGUAUAAAGAGGCCUUAUUUGGAAAGGAUGUGAAAAAGAAAAAUAGCACCCCAAAAGUUUUUAAACGAGAGAACAAAAAUAGACCUCGUGAAAUGAGCUCAAAGAAACCAGUUCCUAUGGUCCUUGAUGUGCCUAAGGUGAAGAAACAGGAAGUUAGAGAUCCUAGGUUCGAUCCCUUAUGUGGAGAAUUUGAUAAGAAACAAUUUUCGGAAAAUUACAAUUUUCUGUCAGACAUGCGCAUGAAAGAUAUCAAGGCGAUUCGAGCCGAAUUGAAAGAGACAUCGGACCCUGAGAAACAGAGGCAGCUGCGGCGAUUGCUGCAGAGGUUGAACGACCAGCACAAGGCCACCAAGAGGAAGAAGAUUGAGGAUAUAGCUGCGGUCAAGGAUAAGAAUCAAGUUGUACAGCAGUUUAGGGAGGGACGGCAGCCACAUUUCAAGAAUAAAUCCGAACUUCGGGUAGAAGCUCUCGUGAAGCAGUACGAAGACCUGAAGAAGGAAGGAACAGGCCGGAUCCAAAGGCACUUGAAGCGACGGCAGCAGAAGCUUAAGAAGAGAUCACAUAAGGCGCCAACAGGAGUCAGUUAAUAAAUUUGGUGGUAUCUUUUUUAGUUUAUGUUAAUCAAUAAAUUUAAUUUCUUGUAAUCAAUAAAUUUGAAAAUGUUAAUCAAUAA